This is a messenger RNA of Scheffersomyces stipitis CBS 6054, 633 nucleotides long. RefSeq names its product Rex2p (gene REX2). NCBI's taxonomy places the organism in Eukaryota, Fungi, Ascomycota, Pichiomycetes, Serinales, Debaryomycetaceae. The transcript has a single exon. Gene Ontology annotation, molecular function: nucleic acid binding; 3'-5'-RNA exonuclease activity. Gene Ontology annotation, cellular component: mitochondrion. The annotation marks the transcript as partial. The record is from RefSeq and is a predicted model, not a curated record.
AUGCAGGCGUUGCUUAGAAAGACGAAGAAAGUGGACAAUCCGCUCGUGUGGAUCGACUGUGAGAUGACGGGGUUAGAUGUUUUUGGUGACGAUCACAUUAUAGAGGUGUGUUGCAUUAUCACCGACGGAGACCUCAAUGUCGUAGAUGAAGAAGGCUACGAGUCUACAGUGUACUACAGCAAAGAGCGAUUGGAUUCCAUGGGCGAGUGGUGUGUUAGUCAACACAAUCUGUCGGGGUUAGUAGCCAAGAUCUUGGAUCAUCCGGAACAAACGCUAGAAAGAGUACAACAGGAAUUGCUUAGCUACAUUGUAAAGUACAUUCCACAAUCGCGUGUUGGCAUUCUUGCCGGCAAUUCGAUCCACAUGGACAAGAUAUUCUUGAUGAAAGACAUGCCUCGCGUAACAGACCAUUUGCAUUACCGGUUGGUGGAUGUUUCUACGAUCAUGGAGUUCGGCCGUAGACACAAUCCUGAGCUCAUGAAGUGCUGUCCGAAAAAGACCGGGCUCCAUACGGCAAAAUCGGAUAUUCUUGAGAGUCUUGCCCAGUUGAAAUGGUACCGUGACUACUACUUCAAAAACAAGCAGGAAACAAAGGACGUUGUCCAGGCCUUUCAAGAGGAGAAGAUGAACGAG